Molecule: messenger RNA, 1428 nt
Organism: Miscanthus lutarioriparius
Lineage: Eukaryota; Viridiplantae; Streptophyta; Magnoliopsida; Poales; Poaceae
Source: the annotation of a GenBank genome assembly
AUGGCCGGCGAGGAGGCUCCGGAGGGCAGCGGGACCAGGAGGCGCAUGGAUCUAAACCUGUAUCUUGGCCUCCCUCCAUUGCCGCGGCCUCCAGUCUGGCUGUACACAACAAUGAUUUCCCCGACGUUGAUGCCCCACUCGACUGGUGCUGCGCUGGAAGCCCCAAGAACGGGCGAGCCUGAGGAAUCGCUCGCCCCGGCGGCGGCGGCCUAUUCGCCAUCCAAUGCGCUUUCCACCCCGGAGGAGCACCCAAUGCUUGAUCCUAUAGUAUAUUCCUGGCUCGACGGCAACACUACCGAUGGUGAAGAGGACACUGAUGCUCCUGAGCUGGGGCCAGUCGAUGGUGCCAAUGUCUCUAGGUCGCAGCUUCUGGUAGCUGCCACUGGGUUGGAAGGGGAUGAUCUUCCUUUAGUAAGGUUUGUGCGCCCUAGUCGGGUAGCUGCUGGUGGAAUGGAGAUGAACACAAGUAUACUUCGGCGGUCCAGUCAAGGGGCUGCUGCAAUUGAGGCCGGGACUCCUGAGCUUCGCUUUCAGAGGGUGAUACAGAUUAGCCAGCAGCACAGCAUUGUGAGGCCAGCAUCAGCGAACCGCAGUCAAGGGGCAGCUAGUACAGAUGCGGAUAGGCUUGUCUGGGCAAUCCAGCGCACUCAUAACUCUUUAGAAGCAGCAAGGCGGCAAAAGCUAGAUGGCGACAAGGUGUGUGGAAACGGUGCUGCUAAGAAGGAUGGGUCCUGUGACUGCAACUCCAGCUUUGAGUGUAAUAUCUGUCUUGACCCAGCUAAAGAGCCCGUGGUUACACCCUGCGGUCACCUCUUCUGUUGGCCAUGCUUGUACCAGUGGCUUCAUGCACAUUCACCCCACUCUGAGUGCCCUGUAUGCAAGGGUGAGGUGCUAGAAGUGAAUGUCACUCCGAUAUAUGGAAGAGGCGGUGAAGAAGGGGAUUCCACCAACCCUGACUUGCCACCCAGGCCACGAGCAAACAGAAGGGAGAGCCUGAGGCAACAGCUGCAAAUGGCAGACACAAGAGGAAUUGCAACAGUGGUGAGGCAGUUGAUACAAAACCAGGGUAUAGUUAGAGGCCUCCCAAGCCCAACAGGGAUCGAAAUGAAUGUCGUUCCUGCAGGCCGGCAAAGGGCUAGGGCUCGGAGACAGCAAAGGCAGGAUAGUAAUGCAUCGCCUUCCAUACAUGUUGUAGCGCAGAAUAUGGGCAAUGUUGCCUCUGAGAGCAGCAAUCAAAUUCAGUUGCCACAUUCUAAUGGCGACAAUGCUGCACAGAUGGUUCUUGCAGCUCCUCAGCAGUCAUUGUCUGUCGAACAGCUGUCAACUUCUAGCACCACAGCUGUUAUAGUGGGCGAGCCUGGGUCAAGUAGGCGGUCAAGGCCUUCGGAGUCCCCAACCAUAAGAAGAACAAGGAGGAGGCCGCAGUAG